Messenger RNA from Doryrhamphus excisus (bluestripe pipefish), 2930 nucleotides. It is a transcript of the gene lsm14ab, whose product is annotated as LSM14A mRNA processing body assembly factor b. Gene Ontology annotation, cellular component: P-body. Gene Ontology annotation, biological process: P-body assembly; cytoplasmic stress granule assembly. The record is from RefSeq and is a predicted model, not a curated record. Gene Ontology annotation, molecular function: mRNA binding. NCBI's taxonomy places the organism in Eukaryota, Metazoa, Chordata, Actinopteri, Syngnathiformes, Syngnathidae.
CAGGUUAUGGGGGCAGGGCGUAGAGAUCCCGUGGAGUAUCGCGAUACAACAAAAUGGCAGCAUAUUGAAUCUUCCUCCUUUAUUUCCUCAAAACAGAUCAGUUCUUCUUCCCAAUAUUCGCGAAUAAUAACACAGAUUCAUUAUGUAAUGUUUGAAAAGUAAUUAGGUUUUAAAUUUCUUAUUGAAAUAAAAAAAAAGAAGAGGCAGUGGGGGUGGAACCUUACGAAGCCACAGCCUUCUUCCCCCACAAUCCUUAGCGGCGGGUGAAAAUAACCAACACGGCCAUGUCGUGUCGUAGAAAUCAAUUUGUGAACGGACAACAGAAACUCACUUCUUAACUUUCUCCAGUGGGAUUGCAUUCGAAUUACUGGCCCAAUCUUAACGUAUCAGGCGCCAUUUUUGACACAAAACAUUUUAGGUCAAACCGGUGCUUACGAAAGAGAAGAAAAAAUGAGCGGAGGAGGAACGCCGUACAUCGGCAGCAAAAUUAGUCUCAUCUCCAAGGCCGAGAUUCGCUAUGAAGGAAUUUUGUAUACAAUUGACACUGAAAACUCAACAGUAGCCCUUGCUAAAGUUCGCUCUUUUGGUACUGAAGACAGACCUACCGAGCGGCCCAUUCCACCUCGGGAUGAAGUGUUUGAGUACAUCAUCUUCCGAGGCAGCGACAUUAAGGACUUGACCGUUUGCGAGCCGCCCAAGGCGACCAGCAGUCUCCCUCAGGACCCGGCCAUAGUCCAAUCGUCCAUUGGAACCACCAGCAGCAGUGCACCGGCAGCAUCAUCGUCCUCCUCAUUCCCAUCUGCCGCCUCCUAUGCCCCCUUCAGGGCCCCAGUCCAAACGUAUGGACAGUUUGGCGUCGCACCCCUCGGAGCUCAGCAGUUUGGGGCUGCCGGAGGACGUACCAGUCCUCAGCUGGACCCUCUUGCAAAGAGUUCCACCCUGGAGCAGAAGGUGCAGGCCCCCGCCUCGGCUGUCCUGGCGGCACCCGCACCGGUCGGCCAGAGGAGUCAGAUGGCAGCACCUCCGCGACUCGGUGGAGCCUCGACUGUUAGCCAGAAGCCUCCUGACCUCCUGGAGCAGAGGAAAGCUCCAGAGGUGCCCAGAAUGACUCAAGUGGAUAAUGAACAAAAUGCUAUGGAAAACCGGGAUCCCAACAGGCGUCAAGCUGCUGGCAUUCAGGCCAAUCGCCGCGGGGGGCGCGGACGAGGAAACCGCAGCCGGGGCAAAAUGAAUGUGCGCAGGGACGGGCUCAUGAAGUUCGAGGAGGACUUUGAUUUCGAGACGGCCAACGCUCAGUUCCACAAGGACGACAUCGACAAGGAGCUGCAGACCAAACUCAAGCUGAAAGACGACAAGGCUGAAAAGGCGCUGAACGGGGAAGAAACCGAACAGGAGCAUCCUGCGAGCGAGGCAGCGGCCGAGGAGGAGGAGGCCGUGAUCAACGCCUACUACGAUAAGACCAAGUCCUUCUUUGACAACUUGUCCUGCAACGACUCCAAUCGAUCAAACGAAGGAUUUUCAAGAGAUCGGAGGCCGACCUGGGCUGAGGAGAGACGCAUGAACGCCGAGACGUUCGGCAUCCCCAUGAGGCACAACCGAGGCCGAGGGGGCUUCCGCGGCCGAGGCUUCAUGGGGCCCCGAGGUGGGCGGGGGCGGCCGUCGAGUCGAGGCUCCUUCGGGCCGCCUCGCGGCGCGCCGCCCGGCUUCAGGGGCGGAUUCAGGGGAGGACGAGGAGGCCGGGAUUUCUCCGACUACGAAUACUCGAAGGACAACAAGGUGGCGGCGUAGCUUCCCAGACUUGGAGACCAAUAGUAGCUCUUCAACAAGGAAAUAUUCACUUUCAAGAAAUGUUCUCCGGUCCGACAUUUGCCGGGACGGAAGAAGACGCUCACUCAGCAGGGUCGUCCUCUCACCGGCUCCCCUUGUCCCCCGCCCCCAUCCCCCCCUUUUUUGGUCUUUUGUUGUUUCAUUCAUUAACUGCUGUGUAAAAAAUAAGUCGUUCUCUUUGCAGCGACCUGUUUGUACCGUGCGCUAGAUAGCUUUAUUUUUUUGUCUCCUUUUUCUAUUAUUACUGCCAUUUUUUUUUGUUUUUUUGUGGAAUGCCGCAAAGGCCGUGUCGAGGCGGUCCAAAGGAAAAACCAAAUUUGAACGCAGGAACGUGCACUUCUUCCACUUUGUGCGAUUUUUUUUUUUUUUUUUUUAAAGGCGUUCCCGCUUGUGUUGGCUGAAAGGACAAAGACCCGAAUCCUUCCCGUUGACUCGUCUUAUUUUCUUACCAACGCUUUAGUAGUUAGCCUGCCAAAAAAAAAAAGUUAGCAUUCUGUCAAACGUCUCGUCUCUCGUACUUAACCACGUCAGCCAUGUCCCACUCAGUUCAGUUUACUGAAGGAUCCCCAAAUUCUGUGAAGCGCUCCUGUGAAGGUUUUUGUUUUUAUUUCUCCUUCGUGUGACCCCAAGAUGUCACAGAAUUUCCUCUUAUUUCUUUCUUUUCGGGCUCUUGGUGUGUUUCUAUUUAGGGAGUGCCUUCAACGGGAGGGAUUUUUCUACACUUCUCCCUUUAAUGUAAGCUUAUGGCAAAUGUAUUGAAAAUGAAGCACUAUGAGGUGAGAACAGAGCUGAAUGGAGGGAGGGAGGGGAGGGGGGGUUAAUGGGGGGGGGGGUGGUUCUGCAGAACAUAGGACGGCAUUGUUUGUAAAUGUGCUGUUUCAAGUCAAAUGUUGCACAGAUAAGCCGGACACUGCAUGAUAGCCUGAUUAGCCAGGCCAGUCAAUUGGAGUUAUUGACAAGGAACCAACAUUGUUGUUUUGUUUUUUUUUUUCCUAAAAGUUUGUUACCUCCAGCUUCUGGAAAUUGGAGUUGUUUUCUUGGGAAUUAUCAGCAAAAUUCAGUUUUUACAUAAAAACAAUAAAGACUUCAAAGGAGUAAUAAAA